CUCUCACCUAAACAUAGAAAACAGAAAAACCAAACAGUUUACUUGCACCAUGCCUUACCAAAUCCAAACCCUUCAUUCUGCUUAUAUUCCAGUUGCCUUCUCCCACCUUUCUGCUUAAACAACAAGAAGUUGGAGAAGAUAAAGAAAGGAUUGUUUGUUGUAAGCUUUUUUAUUCUCUUCUACUACAUAUUUGAUGGCUGCGGAGAGUGUCGGUUCAUCAAUGACACCGGAAAUUCCCGGGAUCAAUGGCGGUGAUUCGAGGAGGAGCUCGUUAUCAUGUGCUGCUAACAACAAAGAAAGAACACGUUCUCUUUAUCGCCGAGCUUCAACCGGUUGUUGUCAUGAUAUCUGCAAACCGGAGAAGAAACAUGAAUCCGAAGAGAAGGCGCCUAAACUUCCCUUUCCAAAAAGGAUCACAAAAAAGGCAUUCGAUGAACCAAAUUUGUUUGAGAACUUAGAGUUGCCACCCAAGAAAAAGAUCGUCAAGCCGGAAACGUCGACCAACUCACCGAGUGGAAAAGAAAAGGCAUCAAUGGAAAAGGUUAAGGCCAAAUAUCCCCCUAAUUCUAGAAGGCAUUCCAUUGAUAUCACUGAUGUUGUUAACUUUGAGGAUAAAAAGACAUCUAUGACAAAGCUUAAAUCUUCACCAAAGUUGAAACCCGACGUGUUCGAUGCCGGUAAAGUCGUGAAACAGGACAGAUCAUUACCUUCGAAGAAAGUUCCAUCAAAAGCUAAUGAGAGAAGUUGUUAUAAACGUUCUAUUACUUGUUUGAAACCGAAAAAUCAGGCCGAAAGAAAGAGUGGAAUCGAUGAUAUGAAGACGGGAAAAAGGAAUGUAAUAAAGGAACUUGCAGCAUCACAAAAAGCUUCUACAGCGGGAGCUACGAGCCUUACUACAAGAAAGUACAGGAAUUUGAAAGUUGUACCUAAGCAGAAGGAUCGGAACAAGGUCGAAAAUGGCGAAACCGAGCAACUUCUCGAUGAACACGACACGCUCCAGGAGAAAACCUUGUAUGUUAUCAAGUUGGAGACAGAAAAUAUGAUGUUGGAAUCCGAUAAAAACGAAAAUUGUGCUGCUGAAUUGUCUCCACCUAUUGUAGAUGAAUCCGGAUAUGCUGUGACCAAAGUUGAUCAUGACUCUGUCCCUGAAUACGGUGAAGAUAAAACCGUAAAUACGGAAGCGGCGGACAAUUCGAGCAAUAAUGGUCCGUUGCGUCUCAAGUCCGGUCAAGGAAGAGAAACCGAUGGUGACACAAAUGACAUUGUUUCAAGACACAAAUCUGUGCAGGGGAAGAUAGAUGGAAAGAGUUUAUUCAAUAAUGUGAUCAAAGAAACCGUGAAUAAACUUGUCGAAACCCGGAAAAAUAAAGUUAUGACCAUAGUUGGUGCAUUCGAAACUGCGAUCUCCCUUCAAGACUCCAAACCAUUAUCGAAUGUUGCCAGUUGGUGAGCUAAGGAUGAUCUUAAACAAUCGAUUUAUAGUAUGAUAUUAAGAGAGUAAAUUGGUUAUGGAGCUUUGGUCUGAUUUUUACCAUCUUUGGAAAUGGUUCAUCUUGUGUAUAUUGAUCUUUACAUGUUAUUAUCGUGGAGUUAUAUGAUGUGUAUCAUAAGUAAAUAAAAUAAUACUCAAAGUCAAAAUUUUUGUAAAAAAGUAGAGAUAAAAUUAUAAAAUUUUGGAGAAAAUAAUACUA
This is a messenger RNA of Gossypium raimondii (Peruvian cotton), 1691 nucleotides long. RefSeq lists its product as uncharacterized. The coding region runs from base 194 to 1450 and encodes 418 amino acids. Lineage: Eukaryota; Viridiplantae; Streptophyta; Magnoliopsida; Malvales; Malvaceae. Gene Ontology annotation, molecular function: calmodulin binding. The transcript is spliced from 3 exons. The record is from RefSeq and is a predicted model, not a curated record.